AACCCAUGAAGUAAAAAAAAACUGACCACCCCACCCCCCCAAAAAAAACUUGCCCUAGCUCACUCUCUCUCCUCUCAUCUUGUUCCAUUCUUUACCACCUCUCUAUGUAUCACAAUUAUCAUACAAGUUACAACAACCUAAGCUCCUUGUUCUGAUUAUUGUUUUAUUUUUUGUUACAAAGAAGAGAAAUGGGAAGUAGUGGAAGGGCUUUUAAGGCCGUGUUUGGGUCACUUGUAUUGGUAGGAUUUAUUUGGUUGUUGUUGGUUGGUGUUUCGCAUUCAAAAACUGGAGAAACAAACAUGAGUUCUUGGCUAGGAGGAAGAUUCAAGCGUCUGGAGACGAUAGGAAGUGAGAAGCUUGAUGUGCAACCGAGGUCGGAUCUUAACUUCAUGAGCAAAAGAAGAGUUCCUAAUGGACCUGACCCUAUACAUAACAGGAGAAUUGGGAACUCUCGACAGCCGCCUGGUCAUGCUUAGGCAAACAUAAUUUGACAAGUAAUUGCCCGUGGAGCUUAUUAUGAGACUCAUUUUGAUAAUCUAUUCUACUCAUUCUUAAGUUUUAGUGUGUAAUUUAUCCAUUAAAAAAAAUCGUAUUGAUCCAAUAAUAGUAGCUAUGUAAUUUUAUCUUUUUUGUCUUAAAAAAACAAAAUAGAUAACAAGUAUGAUUUUAAAAAUAAACUAUUUAUUAUUUUGAAGACAAAAAGGAUAAAAUUAUAUAGUUAUGAUUAUCAGGUCAAUCUGAUUUUUUUCAUUGAUGUCUACACAGUGAAUCCUUAAAAAUGGACAGAAUAGAUCAUCAAAAUGAGACCCAUAUGGGUUCUUUGAGAAGCUUCAACAAAAGGGCAACAAAUGGCAAAAUCCAUGUCUGGCGUCUCUUGUAUGUAAUUUGUGAAAAAUGGGAAUACAAAUGCUCAUGAAAACAUUUGAUCAUUAAUAUCCCAGAUAUUGUGAGGUGUUGUAUGAGAUUUUUUAGCUUAUUACACAAAUUGUUGUAGUGAGGUAUUGGUAGGUAGCAAAAGAAAAAGGAAGCUUCUGUCACACAAAAUACACUGAAAAAGAAUCACUGGAAAGAGUAAACAGCCUAUGCAGAUACCCCACUUCAGUGAUUUUUUUUUCUCUAUUUAUUUCAGAGAUAUAAAUUUGAUAGGCACGGGAUUUUUUUUAUCUUAAAACUUUUGUGUUUGUUUUCUUAAUGUAUUUUUAAUUAUACAAUCGUACAUUGAAAUUUUUAUA
Molecule: messenger RNA, 1232 nt
Organism: Camellia sinensis
Lineage: Eukaryota; Viridiplantae; Streptophyta; Magnoliopsida; Ericales; Theaceae
Source: RefSeq, a predicted model, not a curated record